GGCUGACAUUUGGUCAUUUGGAAUAACUGCUCUGGAGUUGGCUCAUGGUCAUGCGCCAUUUUCAAAAUACCCACCAAUGAAGGUUCUCUUGAUGACCAUGCAGAAUGCCCCUCCUGGACUUGAUGAUGACCGAGAUAGAAGGUUCUCUAAGCUGUGAACAGUCUUUCAAAGAAAUGGUUGCAAAGUGCUUGGUCAAAGAUCAAACAAAGAGGCCUACUGCAGAAAAAUUAUUAAAACACUCUUUUUUCAAGCAUGCUACUCCUCCGGGGCUCUCUGUAAACGAACUCUUUACUGACUUGCCACCACUAUGGAAUCGUGUAAGAGAUCUUCAGCAUAAAGAUGCUGCACAACUAGCUCUGAAAAAAAUGCCUUCAACAGAAAAAGAAGCAAUAUCACAGAGUGAGUAUCAGCGAGGUGUUAGUGCGUGGAAUUUCGAUAUUGAGGAUCUAAAAGCCCAAGCAUCCCAGGUUCAAGAUGACGAUGAAAUACAAGAAAUUGGGGAAGAAGAUGAGAGCACGGAAUCAUUUGUCAAUCCUACGGAUGCAUCAAAUUCCAGAUGUACAUUAAGGAGAUCAAAAUAUACAAAUGGCAUUGUUUUCAGAUUUAGUGAAAAAGUAAGGGGUGAUGAAGUAACCCCAGUCGAGUGCCUGAGCAAGAAGGAAAAAGUUCUGGAAACUAAUGAUUUGGUGGACUUCGACAAUCAAUGGAAAAAUGAUCUGCAUAAAAAUGGAUCCAAAAAUGAGCCAUCUACGUCAGAGAAGGAAGCAGUACAGGCCCAAUUUGGAACUCCAACAGAGAAAAGCCACCGACCUCUGAGUGGGCCUCUCAUGCCUGGUGUCAUCCUAAGUCAUUCAAUGUCUGAAAGGGGGCACAUCUUAGAGAGGUGUGACAUUGAUAAACAGACUCACUGUGACAUACGAAGAGUGCCCAGCUUUAGUGGCCCUUUGAUGCUCCCAAAGCGAGCUUCAGGAAACAGUUUAUCUGCUCCCAUAAAAUUAUCAGGAAUUAGAGAUUCUUCGGAGGAUAAAUCAAUGGCCAAUCUUGUACAAAUUAGAGGGCGGUUCUCAGUAACAUCAGAAAAUGUAGAUCUUGUAAAGGGCUCGCCACUAAUGAAGUCCGCUAGUGUGGGAGACUGGGUAUUUGAAUCUAAACACAUGCCUAUCGGUGACUCACUGAAAGAAAUUGGUACCAGUAAUGUGCCUGCAUCAAUUCUCGUGCCCUACCUUCAAAACCUUUUUCAGCAGACAUCAAUUCAACAAGAUCUCAUUAUGAAUCUGUUCAAUAGCUUGCAACCUUCUGAGAUAUUAGAUGCUUCUCAAAAUGGAAAGUUGCUUCCAUUACCUCGAAGUUCUGAAAAUAAUGGAACUUCACUUGUCAAAUGUGCAGUACCCUUGCUUAAGAUGCUGUCUUUGAGUGAUUCUGCUUGUUGCUGUGGGGGGGAGGAACCUAACAGAACUGUUGAUCUUGUUCCUUUUGCCUUGUUAUGGUUCACCACAAACAGAACUGUGGAUCUUUACUGCUGGAAAGUUGAAACAAUGGUCUCUGAAAGGGAACAUCUACUCCUUACCAAGAUUUCAGAGCUUCAAGCUAGGAUGAUCAACUUGACAUAUGAAUUAUGA
Ilex paraguariensis (yerba mate) is the source of this 1619-nucleotide messenger RNA. Lineage: Eukaryota; Viridiplantae; Streptophyta; Magnoliopsida; Aquifoliales; Aquifoliaceae. The record is from the annotation of a GenBank genome assembly.